This is a messenger RNA of Diatraea saccharalis (sugarcane borer), 1282 nucleotides long. Lineage: Eukaryota; Metazoa; Arthropoda; Insecta; Lepidoptera; Crambidae. The record is from the annotation of a GenBank genome assembly.
UGUGAUUAAGAGCUUGUUGGUGUGAGGUUUUCUUUCCCCUAGUCAAAAUUAAGAAAUGGCUACAUUAGACGAUAAAAUAUUGGGUGAAAAACUACACAACUAUUGCAGUAGUAGUGAAGAUGAAGGCGGAUCUGAUUACGAAGAUAGCAGAAGCGGUGAUGAAGAAGGCAACAUGCCUUCUGUAUCUAAGGAAAAAUGUGAACCACCACCUAUCAAUAAUUGGUCGGGUUCAGCUACGAAUACUGGUCCUAAAGGCGUACUUGAAGACUGGAGAAGAUAUAAACAAUUAGAGGCAGAAAAUCGUGUAGAAUUAGAGAAAGAACGUGUUGCUUUGGCAAAAAAACUCACUUUGUCGGUAAAGACCGAAAGGGAAGAGGCAGAAGCUAAAAAGAUUAAUGAACUCGAAGAUGAACUCAGUGAAUUGAUUGAUGAAGAAUUUCUUAUGAAAUAUCAAAAGCAGAGAAUGCAGGAGCUUAUGUCACAGUUGCAGAAAGUGCCUAAGUUUGGAAAACUUAUAACACUGAAUAGCCAAGAAGAAUUCUUGAAUUCUAUUGAUAAUGAGGACCCAAAAGUAACUGUUAUUGUUCACAUAUAUGGAACUAAGUCUGUUGCAUGUAAAACUAUGGAUGGUUGUUUGCAAGUUUUGGCAGAAGAAUACCCCACUAUAAAAUUUUGUCGAAUAGGAGCAGAUGUAACUGGCAUGAGUAGGCAUUUUAGAGUGGAAGGAGUACCAGCUUUGUUGGUGUAUAAAGGUGGGCAAAUAAUUGGAAAUUUUGUUCAAUUAGCUACUGAAUUAGGAGAUGAUUUCUUUGCUAAUGAUUUAGAACGCUUUCUCAUAGAAUAUGGAAUGCUUCCAGAAAAAUAAAAGUUACAGAUGACUUUCAGGUCAGAUCUAUAGCAAUAGCUUUCAGUGUGUUCAGUAUUAGUUAGGUAAAUUGUUAUUAUUAAUUUAAUUCAUAAUACAUUUCAAAAAAGUAAUUUAGAUAUAAAUGUAUGAUUUUUUUUAUUUGCAUAUUUUGUCUAUUACGGUUGGUUGCACAGACAUCCAUCAAGGUUUGAUGAUGUCUUUAAGGUCUAUUGAAUGUCAAAUUUGUAUGGAUAAUGUUGUUUGUGCAACUGGCUGUUAAUCAUUUAUUUGCUAGGCAUUGCAAAUAUACUUGAAAUUCAUUCCAUUGAUUAUCAGUGGAUAAUAGACAUAAAAAUACAUUGAUGUUUGGAGAUUUAUCAUUAAGUAAAACAAUGGAAAGAAGUGUGUUACACUUGAAACUUCACAUCAUAACUC